AGGGUUGAGAUCAGGGGACUGAUGUAACCAUUGCAUACAUUUAAUUCUGUGGUCAGUAAAGCAUUUUAUUUGCAACUGGAAGAAUGGUUUGGGUCAUUGUCGUGCUGUGAGAUCCAGUGUUGACUCAGUCUUAAACCAAUAAUCCUCUGAGCACCAAUACAUUAUAAAAACCUUCUGAAAUUACAACUCAAAAAUGUUGACGAAAUCCCAUGUGUAGCACUAUAAGUGCAUAGCAACUGAAACAUUGAUCUGAAAAUAGAUAGUAUUUACCCUCCAUCCAGGUCACCUUAACCAGGCUUCUCUCCCUGUUCUGUUUGAACUAGCGUGAUCACACAGAUAACAGGAGCACUAUCAGCGCUCCGGGAGGGAAAGAUAAAAACACAGGACAAAAUGACAUUUACUUUUUGGUAAUUUAGCAGACAAGACCAUUCAAAGUGACUUACAGACAAGGGCAUAAGAAAAGAUCAUUCACCUUGUCGCCUUUGGGGUUUGAACCAGCAAAAAACUGGACCAACGCCUUUGUCUCUAUUAUUCGGGGCAAACUGAGUAAGCAAGAAAAACAGUCUUUGUCUGGCUUUUAACUUUUCUGCGCUGUGUGAAAAGACAAGGUAAGUCAUGUGCCCCUCGGCUGGUUGCUCCCUCAUGCUGUGAGUUUAGCGAUGGGCUUCUAGUACCACAUUGAUUCCCUUCAGCUGUGCUUUGAUUCUCAAGGUGUCUCACUUUUAUGUAGUGGUUCUAUGCUCUGGGAAACAAGAGGGUUUGAGUAUUUUCUGGAGCCUAAGGAACAAUGUCUUCCUGGCUGGUUGGAUGACUGGCUGGCUGGAUGACUGACUGAUUGCAUGGCUGGAUGACUGGAUAACUGACUGGCUGGCUUAGUGGAUGGCUGGCUGCAUGGCUGAAUGACUGGAUGAAAGGCUAACUGGAUGACAAGCUGGCUGGGUGAAUGGCUGCAUGACUGCAUGACUUGCUGGUUGGAUGGCUGGCUGGAUGUGUGAGUAGCUUGUUUGCUGGCUGGCUGGCUGGAUGGGAGAGUAGGUUGUUUCCGUCUCUGGACAAGACAGACACUUUCAAAUAAGUUGUGAAUACAGUAGAGGGCAUUUAAUGUUAACUGAAGUGUCUACUUUCUCUCAGCAUGGUGAGGCAGGGAGUUGGCCGUCUCUAUCUGAUAUUGGCGUGUCUUUCCCUGGCUCUGCAUCUGUUCCUGGUCCUCUUCUGUCUCUCCGUUCUUCAGACAUCCUGCCUCCUCCAACCCACCUCCUCUUCCUCCAUUUCUUCAUCUCUCUCUGGAGCCGCUCCCCAUGAUCGACAGGGCAGCAGCUCACACAAACCACUGCCAGGCCACCAGAAUGGAGUCACUGCAAGGUCCGCCCACAUAGACCACAGGGACAAGGCCUCGUUUGACAUGGCUGUUGAGACGGGGAAGGACAGGAAACUGAUCGGAGCCGGAACGGCCACCAAAAUGGCCCACGGUCAUUCCAAGCUGGAGGCCCUCUUCAGCCACCCCCUCUACAAUCUGCCCUGGCCACCGCUGCUGGAAGACGAUUGGCUACUGAAGCUGAAGCCGAAGAAGAAGAAUGGGGAAGACAGCAAAGAGGAGGAAUGGGAAAGUGAUAAAAGCAGCGAAGACAGUGAGUGGCAGAGUGACAGCAAGGAGGAAGGCUACGACCAAGCUAAUUGGACGAGUAGCACGGAGACCCACCCCCCUUGGCUGAGUUACCACUUGGGAAUCACACGCUGGGAGCUUUAUGACAGGAAGGACCCCAAUGUUGCUGAGGUGAUUCAACAGAUGGCCACGCAACCCAUCCUCAGCGCAGUGCAGAAGAGUGGAGGCACGCAGCUCAAGCUCAUUGUAUCAUUCCCCAACUAUGGACAAGCCCUCCUCAAACCCAUGAGGCAGGGGAGGGACGCAGAGACAGAUGUGAACCUUUUCUACUUCUCCGACUUUGAGAGGCACAACGCUGAGAUCGCUGCCUUCCACCUGGACAGGGUGUUGGGUUUCAACAGAAUCCCUCCAGUGGUUGGUAGGCUCAUCAACGUCACGGCGGAGAUCAGAGGUAUCACCACAGACCACAAACUCUCCAGAACCUUCUACACUUCACCUGUGGGUAACGUGUGUUUCCACGGUCAGUGUGAGUACUACUGCACCACAGAGAGCCCAGUGUGUGGUCGACCCCAGGUCCUGGAAGUGUCCCUGGCAUCCAUGCUGCCUGACCUCUCCCUGGCCCCCCGGCGCACCUGGAGGUCUCCCUGGAGACGCUCCUACAGCCGCACCAAACUGGCACCAUGGGAGAAGAACCCAGAUUACUGUGUUAAAGUGAAGGAGACUCCUCCAUACAGCGAAGGCACCAGACUAGUGGAUUUCAUAGACAUGGUCGUUCUGGACUUCCUCAUGAGCAACAUGGAUCGACAUCACUAUGAGACCUUUGAGAAGUUUGGGAAUGAAACAUUUCUCCUGCAUCUAGACAACGGACGGGCAUUUGGUCGCCAUUCUGUGGAUGAACCGUCCAUACUGGUGCCUUUACGAAUGUGCUGCAGGAUCCGGCGCUCCACCCUAAUGCGCCUGCGCCUCCUGUCCCUCCCAGGCCACCGUCUGAGUGAUGUCAUGAGGGAGUCUCUGUCCCGGGACCCCCUGGACACAGUUGCCCCCCUCCUCUCGGAGCCACACCUCACUGCGUUGGACCGUCGCCUGGCAACUGUCCUACAGGCUGUGAACAGUUGUAUGGGGCACCAUGACAACGUUAUUCACGAUGACUUGGAGGAAAACGCUGCUCACAGAAACAUAGGACAAUAAUAAGGACUACAGCCAUGACCAACACCAUGACAACACUGUUCACGAUGACUUGGAAGAAAACCCUGCCCACGCAACCAUCAAACAAUAAUGACUGCGAUUUAGCACAGCCUUCUGCACAACAUCUGAUUGGGUUCAGCUGCGAUUGCUGAAGAGACAGUAUUGAUCAAUCUGUUCUUUACAGAGUACUUUCCUGGCACAGUUUGUCUGCUUAUGACGGUAAUGACAUUUAAAGGAUGAUAGUGUGACGUCACGUUACCAGGGUGAUGCGGUUUGACCGGAAUUUUAACCAGUUACAACAAUGGCAGAACUCUGUGGAAGAAGAAUGCUGUAUAUCAGGAUGUCAAGGUGUACAUAAAUGUCAAAACAACCUACUUCAGUCUAUUUAUAGCAAACAUUCCAGUCCUUGUCCCUGACAAAUAACAAAGGGAGCAAAUGUAUGAUAUAGACUGAUGCCUAGGCUACCUCCUCUGUCUAAACAGAGUCAGAUCAAAGGUCUUCUACAGGUCCCUGAUAAUCAUGUGUCAUUAUCACACGUAUGUCACUAUGUAAAAAUAACACUGACAAUCCAAUGUAGCGUGGCCCAGGCUGUUCCAGUUAUCCGAGCCGUUGCCUUUGUUUUGAAAUCUGAUCCAGAGCUCUUUCAACAAACGUCAUUCCCACCUUCCCCCGUCUUUAUGAAAUAAUGCUUGCAAUUUCUAUUAUUUGUUUUUAAGCUUCCUUCUAGCAAUGACUGGGCAAAUUUUUUAUUUUAUUGUGUACUAUGCACUUAUUCCUGCUGGGUAAUGAGGUUGCCCCAUCUGGCUAUGUAACUAAGUUGCUCUGGAUAAGAUGUCUGCUUACUGACUAAAAUGUCAACUAUAUAAGAUUUUAGCAUCUCUCUGUCAUUUCCAUCUGUUGCUAUCAAUAAAAAGAAAAAAAUAUAUAUAUUUCAUAUACAUGAAAAAAAAGGAAGGAUACUGUACCUAUUGAGCAAGUGUGUUACAGUAGAUUCAGCAGGGGGGGUCAAUUCUUGAAAUGCAUCAGGCCGGGGGGCCGGAACAAACUUGCAUCAUUUGUAAAACCAAAACCAAAAUUCCCAAAAGAGAUUAAAUUCGAAAAUAGUUCAUUUUAUACAGUCACCUAAAUAAGAGAUUUAGUUAAAACACCACCCGGUGUUACCACGGCCCCCUAAAACACUCAUCACUGUGACUUCUAUGCUCUGGCACACCUGCCCCUCGCUAAAUACACAACACUAGACAUGUUUGUAUCAACUUAAGUCCCUCCAAGACCAAACCCUACUUUACUUCUGGUUGCCCCUCAUGUAUGACAAAAACUCAAUGAAAAUGUGCCCUUCAACAGAUGCCUUUCACUGCUCAAUCCUAAAAUCAGGAUUUCUUUGGCCCUUCAUUCUUUUGGUUCCCAUCCCGUCAACGUAAAAUCUAUGCGAUGUAAUCAAUGGACAGAGGUUGGACCGCGGCCUAGGCUGGUUAAGAGGUCACGCUAACGCUAGUUGUGGUGCACAUUCUCUCAUCUGCCUCUUUCUUUCAUCAGCAAUAAAGCAUAAAUACCUACAAUUAUAACCCUGGACUGAUGUGCAAUGGUAUUUAAAUUUGAAGAUACUAUGGUUUGAAAAGCCAGGCUGAGUUACUGCCUGUUCCUGUACAUGUUUGCUCAUGGCUUGUUAAGGAAAACAACAGUAUGUGUCCCUUGGAGUAUUCUCUCUCUGGAAAAGGUCAAAAUAUUUUUUGAA
This is a messenger RNA of Esox lucius (northern pike), 4520 nucleotides long. Its product is annotated as extracellular serine/threonine protein kinase FAM20C. The record is from RefSeq and is a predicted model, not a curated record. Gene Ontology annotation, biological process: protein phosphorylation. Gene Ontology annotation, molecular function: phosphotransferase activity, alcohol group as acceptor. The transcript is spliced from 10 exons. The coding region runs from base 1133 to 2791 and encodes 552 amino acids. NCBI's taxonomy places the organism in Eukaryota, Metazoa, Chordata, Actinopteri, Esociformes, Esocidae. Gene Ontology annotation, cellular component: Golgi apparatus.